This is a messenger RNA of Entamoeba nuttalli P19, 426 nucleotides long. RefSeq lists its product as hypothetical. The coding region runs from base 1 to 426 and encodes 141 amino acids. The transcript has a single exon. The record is from RefSeq and is a predicted model, not a curated record. NCBI's taxonomy places the organism in Eukaryota, Evosea, Mastigamoebida, Endamoebidae.
AUGACAUCAAACAACUAUAUCCGACUAAAUGAUAAACCACUACCUCCUCUUCCAACUAACCAAAUUGAAAUGUAUGAACCACCAACAAUGGUUAAUGAACAACAAAAUAAUAUUCCAAUACCAACUAGUGGAGUAUUUGUACCUGAGAAAUCACCUAUUGAGAAAUACUUACCAUUAGUCCUUUUUAUUGCUGGGUUUUUUAUUCCAGUAUGUUGGUUUAUUAAUAUAUGUUUAUGUUGUUGUAAGUUUAAGACAGGGUCGUUAUUCCCAAUUCUUUCAGCUGUUAUGUUAUUAGUUUAUACAUUAAUUUCUAUUAUUAGUUUAAUAGGAAUAAUAAGAGGUAUGGUUUAUUUAUUUUCUACUAUAGAAAAUAAAGAAAAUGGUAGUUUAUGGGAUUUUAUUUUUGCUCUUCUCAAGUUUAUUUAA